Messenger RNA from Callithrix jacchus (white-tufted-ear marmoset), 1081 nucleotides. It is a transcript of the gene NINJ2, whose product is annotated as ninjurin 2. Gene Ontology annotation, cellular component: membrane. Gene Ontology annotation, biological process: tissue regeneration; cell adhesion. The record is from RefSeq and is a predicted model, not a curated record. NCBI's taxonomy places the organism in Eukaryota, Metazoa, Chordata, Mammalia, Primates, Cebidae.
CCUUGAUAAAUAUGCAGGGUUUCUUUGCUAGUUGCAAAGCUACUAGCUCAAAGCAGGCUGGGUGACCUCAGACGGCUCCGCAGGGACCGGGUCACUGGAGCCACUAGUGAAAAUGAUGCUGUCACUACCAACUCAAAAGACCACCUAUCAGUGUGCCAUGUGCCAUCCCCUGGAGCACACACAUACACACACUCACACGUGUGUGCAUAUGUACACCUCCCCCAGGAGCUGCAGCCAAGACGGGCAUCCCACAUCAGAGGGAUGAAUGGCAGGUCUGUCCCGCCAGCUGUGUGCUCUCUCCCACCCCCAAGAAAGCAACAGACUCAGACAGCAGAGCCUGGAGGAGCCCACGCAGUCUGUUCCCGGCACGGCACCGGUGCGUGUGGAGGGACUUGAGGGCAGCGAAAUGGAAUCAGAAAGAGAAAUCGUCGACCUUCAACCUGGGAGCUCCGACCCCAGGAGGAGCCAACCCAUCAACCUGAACCACUACGCCACCAAGAAGAGUGUGGCAGAGAGCAUGCUGGAUGUGGCCCUGUUCAUGUCCAACGCCAUGCGGCUGAAGGCGGUGCUGGAGCAGGGGCCAUCCUCUCACUACUAUGCCACCCUGGUCACCCUCAUCAGCCUCUCUCUGCUCCUGCAGGUGGUCAUCGGCGUACUGCUCGUGGUUAUUGCGCGGCUGAACCUGAAUGAGGUAGAAAAGCAGUGGCAACUCAACCAUCUCAACAACGCAGCCACCGCCUUGAUCUUCCUCACUGUGGUCAUCAACGUUUUCAUUACAGCUUUCGGGGCACAUAAGACAGGGUUCCUGGCUGCCAGGGCCUCAAGGAGUUCUCUCUGAAUACCGCCUGGGAUCCAGGUACUGGGCCUGGAACUCCUGCCUCCUUCCUGCCUGAUCUGCCGGGCUCAUGGGCACUUUCCACAGCCCAGAAGAGCUGUCUGUCUAAGGCGGGUCUGUCUAAGGCCAAGUCUGCCCAGCUCAAGGACUCUGGUCCUGACUCUACCCUACUGCUUCCUUCUGCUCCAGGCCUGUUUUCCUUCCUGUAAAAUGGAAUCUAUAUCUAUAAAGGUUUCUUCAAAUCCA